AUGAACUUCACUGGGAACGGAAUGACACACAAAUGGGGAUCAGUUAGACAAGAAACCAUUAGAAAGGAAAAUAGUGAAGAUUUGCAGUCUUGCAUUGAUGUUGGACAGAUAAUGGAGAAGGUUCAAAGAGACAAUUAUAUCCGUCAACAAAAAGCAAUUGAGCAAACUGAAGGCGUUUCGAAUAACUUGAUGAAUUGGAAAAAAUCAAAUGAUAUGGACAUGCAAUCACUAGAGAAUCAGAUGGAAUUACUCAAAAAGAGAAGAGAACAAAUCCGUCAAAACUCGACAGAAAUGACUAUUUUGGCGUCUCAGUUGAGAAAGAGAUUGAAUCAAAUUGAUGAGAUGAAGAACGAGAGCCGACAAUUAUUUAGAGAUGAAGGUUACUGUAGUCAUUCAAUUAGAUAG
Caenorhabditis remanei is the source of this 405-nucleotide messenger RNA. RefSeq lists its product as uncharacterized. The record is from RefSeq and is a predicted model, not a curated record. Bases 1 to 405 code for a protein of 134 amino acids. Lineage: Eukaryota; Metazoa; Nematoda; Chromadorea; Rhabditida; Rhabditidae. The transcript is spliced from 3 exons.